AGUUAACUGGUUUUCUUUCACUAAUUGAGAGUUUCACUGACUGAUCUAUAAUAGAUAUUAUAUAGAUCAGUGGUCUCAUACAUUUAAUUUGAAAUGUCUUGUUAUGCUUCGAUUAUGUGGAUGUUUUGAUUUUAUUUUAUUUUUCAUUAUAUUUCCAGUAAUGUUUAUCAUUAACAAUCACUUAAUCCAAUAAGUAGCUACUUGAAUGCACAUUGAAAGAGAUUUGUAUUUUUCCAUAUCCAGUACAAGUGUGUAUUAUUACUGUUAUCAUUAUGGAUUAUCUCAGCUCAGCUGCUAACCUGUCAGUAUGAAGGGUAAAUUAACAAGUUUGCGUUCAGUCAAGUAAAUUUCUUUUUGAUUGUGAAUAUUUUGCUUUUGUGUAAUUAUAGAUGAUUUUUAAUCUUUAGUAACUGCUAGAGUAAAAAUAAUGUAAUUAAAGUAUACUAUCUAAUGUGCUUUAGUUAUAAAUCUAAAGUUUGGUGUGUAUUUUUCCGUAUACAGUGCGACUUUUUCCACGUUUUUCACGAAAAGUGUUAAACAAGCCUGGAAAUGAUGUGAUGUUACAAACGUGCAACAUCAUGAAAACUAAACGCUGUAUUUAUUUGAGCUCUCUCUCUCUGUAUAUAAAGUGCAGUGUUUCAAAUAAGCUGUAAAGAAAUUAAUAAUGUUAUUUGUUUAUUAUAAUUUACUGUCAGAUUAAGUAGUUUAGAGUUGAACCAUACGAACCAGAUAAAAAAAAAACUGUUCGUAUUAAUCAUUUUUACUUUAGUAAAUAAGCGGUAAAAUACGUAGCCUUUAAUAGUUUCCUACUGAAGUAGUCAACUAGCAAUUAGUUUUGCAAUUAUAAUAAGGGAUUAUAGAAAGUAUUUUCGGUUUCAGUUUAUUAUGUGAUGCUUCUAAACACCAUGCAAUGUUUUAAAAAAAGUGAUGUUUUCACUUUUUUCUACAACGUAUGCGUCUUAAAAAUACUAAGUUUGCUUACUGUUACCAUGUUCAUAUUUGCAAUAACAGCUUAUCUAUUUAGAAUUAUAUAAUGUGUGCUAAAUGACUUAUUGAUGAAUGUUAUUAUGAAGUGUCGCCUAGCGGACUCGCCCCGUGUUUAAGGUGAAAAGCCGCUGCGGGCGUGAUGACGUCACUGAGACUGAACGCCAGCGGACUGAACGCAUCGCGCAACAAAACAUCAUGCGGGAUUUCACGUCCUGAGAGCUGCAGAUGAGCGGAAUCCACUAAAUAAAAUGGCUUUGCUGUGGAGGAGGGGCGUGUCACUAUCGGAGCAUUCAGGGAAUGACUCUCUGGUUGGCAUGGCGCCGGGGCCCGGGGUCGUUACGGUGGCCCCUGGGGGUCACAACAGGUCGUGGGAGACGCCGGUGGUCACCCCAGAGACGCCCAUCUUCCUCAUGACCCCUGCUGCUCAAACCAUCUCUGGAAUAUUCACCUGGACAGCUCUGCUGCUCACCUGCCAACAGAUCUACAUGCACUUGCGCUACUACAACACUCCUAAUGAGCAGCGGCACAUCGUUCGCAUCCUCUUCUUCGUGCCGAUCUACGCCUUUGACUCAUGGCUCAGUCUGCUGUUCUUCACUAACGAGGAGUAUUACGUUUACUUCGACACCGUCCGUGACUGCUAUGAAGCGUUUGUCAUCUAUAACUUCUUGAGUUUGUGUUAUGAGUAUCUGGGUGGCGAGAGCGCCAUCAUGGCUGAGAUCAGAGGAAAACCCAUCCAGUCCAGUUGUGUGUACGGCACUUGUUGUCUGUGGGGCAGAACUUACUCCAUCGGCUUUCUGCGCUUUUGCAAACAGGCAACGCUACAGUUCUGUGUGGUGAAGCCGCUGAUGGCCAUGAUCACCGUCAUCCUGCAGGCCUUCGGGAAAUACAGAGAUGGAGACUUCAAUGCUGCCAGUGGUUAUUUAUAUGUGACCAUCAUCUACAACAUCUCAGUCAGUCUGUCUCUCUACGCUCUCUUCCUCUUCUACUUCGCCACUCGUGAUCUGCUGGAGCCAUACGGCCCCAUGCUGAAAUUCCUCAUGGUCAAAUCUGUCAUCUUCCUCUCCUUCUGGCAGGGGAUGCUGCUGGCCAUUCUGGAGAAAUGCGGCACAAUUCCUCGCAUAAACUCUCCUGAUGUCAGCGUUGGGGAGGGGACUGUUGCUGCUGGCUACCAGAACUUCAUCAUCUGCAUCGAGAUGUUUUUCGCCGCUCUGGCGCUUAGACACGCGUUCACUUACAAGGUCUACAUGGACAAGAGACUCGAAAUUCAGGGUUGUGUUCCUGUCUAUGGCCAAUACGGUCGUUGUGCUCCCAUGAGCAUCUCCAGCAGCCUGAAGGAGACGAUGAAUCCAGGCGACAUGCUGCAGGACGCCAUCCAUAACUUCUCUCCGGCGUAUCAGCAGUACACGCAGCAGAGCCGCUCUGAACCUCUGAGUCGCUCCAACAGCUGCAGCAACGAGAAAACACUGCUGCUCAGCUCCGAUGACGAGUUCUGAUACGCUCAUGUUACAAACACACUAGUGAGAUGAUGAUGAUUACGAGGCCUACAUAGACAGCAUGCAUAGGCAUCAUCAGUGUUCCGUUGUAAAGGCUCUUCCAGACAAAAGGCAGCAAAACUACUGUAUGCUACCUUGCAGUAUGUUGUUGUGGCCAAAAUUUUGAUAGAAAAUACUUCAAUCCAGUGGUUCUCAAACGUUUCAAAUGUAGUUACGACCUCUGAUCAAAUCAGAGUACAAAUCAUUCUAUUAACAGCAGUGGAAGAAUGUUCUGGCAAGGUUCUCUCAAAGUAAUGAACAAACGUUGAGGGAUGAAUGUUUGUUUAAACAUUGUUCUCAAAAUGUAAGCACAAAAACAUUUAAACCUUGUUCAUGGAACGUUCGCUUCCAGAAAUAUUUUAAUUGGAAGCUUGUGUAACAUUUUUUAAAUGUUACUAUUUGUUCCAGAAUGUUCAGAGAACAUUCAAAAGUAACAUUCCCAUAAUGUUUGAACAAUUCUAAACUGGAAUGAUUCCCUAACAGUCGCAUAACCAUAAGAAAACAUUAUUUUGAAAAAUCUAGAUGUUCAGAGAACUUUCAGAAAUAAUGUUUGCAACUUAAUGAGAACAUUAGCAAAAGAUUUUGAUUAAUAUCAUAUUCUGAUCAAUAACCCAGUAUUUCAGAUAAAUCAUGAUGCUAUGAGGCCCCCAACAUAAUAGUAGAAAAGUAACAUCUAGAAGCUUUGUAAUCAAAAACACCUUAUUUUGCAAACCAUUUUUUUUAAAUAUUGCAACCAAGCUCAAACCAAUAACCAGUAAGUAAAUAAAUGAUCUUUAUAAAUUUGAUGAACUGAUUGAGUGUUUGAGUCAAAAACAAACCUUUCUGUAAACUUAACUCAGGAGCUUGACUUUUUCAUCAUGUUUUUACCUCCUUUAUAAUUAAAUAUGUUAAUUUACAAAGUGCAGUGUGAGAAUCACUGGUUUAACUCAAACUGGAGCACUGUAUGUGUGUCACAUGGAGCUGCUGCCUGUGUAGAGCGUCUCAAAUCACUCACUAAUGAGGGUUUAUUAGCUGUAGUAGGUUUUAAAGAGUGAGACAGACUGGAGGAUGAUUAUGAGUCAUAAAGAUGUGCCAUAUACACACAAACACUCCUCUCGGCACUUUCUACAUGUAUAUUUCAGGGUAACGUUAAGAUUUAUUUACAUGAAGUAUCUAGAUUAUAAACU
Messenger RNA from Labeo rohita (rohu), 3685 nucleotides. RefSeq names its product transmembrane protein 184B. The coding region runs from base 1236 to 2480 and encodes 414 amino acids. Gene Ontology annotation, biological process: transport. The record is from RefSeq and is a predicted model, not a curated record. The transcript has 10 exons. Lineage: Eukaryota; Metazoa; Chordata; Actinopteri; Cypriniformes; Cyprinidae. Gene Ontology annotation, molecular function: transporter activity.